This is a messenger RNA of Podospora pseudopauciseta, 2088 nucleotides long. RefSeq lists its product as uncharacterized. Bases 819 to 1541 code for a protein of 240 amino acids. The transcript is spliced from 2 exons. The record is from RefSeq and is a predicted model, not a curated record. NCBI's taxonomy places the organism in Eukaryota, Fungi, Ascomycota, Sordariomycetes, Sordariales, Podosporaceae.
CUGACCAGUCCGAGUUGCUCGCUGACCUUUCGCAUAAAAGAAGAAUGCUGAUGGCACCAUUGCUCUUCACUACACAGACAGAACAAUCGGACUGAUUGUCGGUUGAGAACCAGUCCGCUGUGGGCUGGCUGGCGCCCCGUCGGCUGGUAGCGCAGGCUGCCAGAGUCCAGAAAAUGGACGGAAGCUUCCCCAGCUUCUUUCCCCGCAAACAACUUCGCAUCCAAACCCCCGGCAUCACUCGCUCCCUCUGACUGCCGUAUGCCAAGUAACACUACGCCCUUGGCGGUUCCUUGGCGGUUUUUCUUAGCCAGAACCUGACUUCUUGGUCCAAAGACAACUCGGUACGACAUUGUAGCGGAAAAGCGAAGGGGGCCUGCGGAGGGCUGACAACCUGUAAGACACCCCUACACCCCGUACCGUGCGGUUGGGCCUCUGGGAUCGUCCCGGCCACGGGUGAUACCAGCCCGUCCAGACUCAGCCCAAACUUCGUUCCUCCGAUGGCACCAAAAGGGCACCGAUCCAUGACCACUUAAAGAAGCCAGCCCCCACUUGGUCCACGCCAAACUGAUAACAGACCAAAGUCAACCUUGUGUUUCUUAGAACCAUCCAAAUUCUACCAUCCCAUCCCAAUCUCCCCUUCCCCUAACAGCCAUAACUGCUCCACAAGCAUCAGACGUUGGAUCAGACCGACAGACCAUAGAAACAUGACCUGACCCUCAAUGUACCCACGACAACCCAAGUUCCUCCACGAAAAACCUCCAUAACACUACCUUUCAUCCCAGCAUCCGGCGCCAUUUACAUUUCAAGCAACAGACAUCAUGACAUCAGACGCGGCGAACAUUGCUGUCAGAGAGCGGAGACGUCAGUCGGCCCCAGCGGACUUGGAGCGACGCAACAUCAUGAAAGCCCUGACUGCCGCCGAACACUCUCGACGCCAGUUCAUCCUUAACUAUGCAGCAAGUAAAGACACUUCGCUGCUGAUGCCGGGAAAGAAGUCAGAUGUCGUCAAGCUAUCGGAGCAAUGGGUGGUUGGAUGGCUUCACCAGAACAACCUUAACCCCGUCAGCAAUGAAUUCUUCAAGUACACUGUUGACACCCACCUCUGGUCCACCUACGUCGGAAACGCGGUGGAAUUCCCGUUCUCCUUUAUGCUCCCAGUUGACGACUCCACUGCCACCAGCCCCGUCAGUCGGCGGGAAUCCGAUAGCACCCAGGUUCGUCCCCUCAGCGAGGUGGACUCCUUGGACAAGGCCCAGACCAAGGAGAGCACACAGAGCGAAGAACAAACUUCAUCCCAGCGCAAGGCAGACACGCGGCAGCUCCCCGUGCUUUCAGCUCAAACAGCCGCCAAGCAGUGGUCGUCCAUGAGGAAACGGCAGUCGCCAACAGUGAGAGAGGUGCGGGCAGGAGAGGAGGACAAAAAACGGAGCUUUUCGUUGACGAGUAUUGACGACCUCAAAAUGACCAAGGCGAGCACCAAGAAAGUGCCUCUGUUUACCCGGUUGGGACGCUCAUGGUCACGACGGAUGUCUUCUACUUGACAUGCUUGAGCAAACAGUUCUGGAGUGACCGACGUAGCAUGCUGGAAUGCAUGCUGUCGUCUCACCGCCACUGCGUCGGUUGAGGUUCUGGGAGUGGAACCUGGAUCUCGAUCCAGCGGCCUAGCCAUCGGUGGAUGUUUUCGGAGUGGCAAAAGCCUGUUGUCUCUCCAACGGAACCCGGCAGACAACGUCUUCGUUCUCGACUGGAAGUGGUUGGGACCCACGGGAAGGGACAUAAUAGAUUUGCUUGGCUUUUGCUUGGUAUUGGGGAGUGUUUUCGGCGGUUGUUCUUGGCUGGAACACAAGCAUUUUCAGGGGGGGAUGCCGGAUGGGACGGCGGUGAGUGGGGGGUUACCGGGGCUGUGGAAGGUCCUUCAGCGGCUCAUGUUCUUAGUGAAAGUCCUUCCUGCUCUAAAUAUGAAUAUGUGGGCGGAACUUUGUAUAGUUAUGAAUGAUGCUAUGGAAUUCGAAGGUUAGGAUAAGCACCUAAGUACAGAUGGAAACAUAAGACUGUAGCCUUGUCACGACCUUGCUGGUAGUCUUCACU